Venustampulla echinocandica is the source of this 1251-nucleotide messenger RNA. RefSeq lists its product as uncharacterized. Gene Ontology annotation, molecular function: DNA-binding transcription factor activity, RNA polymerase II-specific; zinc ion binding. The record is from RefSeq and is a predicted model, not a curated record. The transcript has 2 exons. The coding region runs from base 1 to 1251 and encodes 416 amino acids. Gene Ontology annotation, biological process: regulation of DNA-templated transcription. NCBI's taxonomy places the organism in Eukaryota, Fungi, Ascomycota, Leotiomycetes, Helotiales, Pleuroascaceae.
AUGGAUGGAAAACAGAGUCUGACUCGCCGCAAGAUCAAGUGCAGCGGCGACAAAUCAGGCUGUGCCCGAUGUGUUGGCCUCAAGAUUAAAUGCGUAUACAACGGCGUUAGCAAAUCCGGCUCACGGUCUCAGUCCUGUCAGAGCCCGAAUUCGACGGCGAAUAUAAAACCAAGUUGGAGCAUUCACAGCCCGAAUAAAACCAGCUCGUCAAAACCUCGCCGUAAUGAGCCGUUGCAGAUACCACAGAAAGAGAAGGAAGCUAUAGACCAUGCUGCGGAUGACGAACUAUCAUUUACCGAGUUUAGUUUACCUAGCAGUGUAUCGCCCAAGUCACCCAUUGAUGGGUCUUCGAGCGAUAGACAAACGACAAUUCUGGCACGCACGCUAGGACCGUUUCUUUACGACGACAGUAGUGCUAGCAUAAAUCUCAUGACUGACGAUCCAACUUUGGGUGAUCUUGACGAUUCGCUGGAUUGGGCACUAAUGAGCGAUAACUACGCUCCCACUCCCGAUCUGAUCUCCUUAGAUAGUUCUGCAUUCGACCCUAGCCUCUCGCCCUCUCCAAUACUGCCGCACACCAGAACCACCCAACUCCAAGCUCUUUCCACUUUCCAACCUCCCAAAUCCCCCGGUCCCCAACAGCCCUCCUCGACAUUAUCCUCACCCUCCGCACCACGCCCAUGCUCUUGCUCCGCCCGCCUCUCGGCCUUAUUAUUCAGCCUUAACGGCCACUUGCGCCGGCGCUCAAGCUUCUACUCGCCAACAUCUCCCGGCGGCAGCACCAUCUCACUAGAGCAGAGCAUAUCACGGAUUCUCGCCGCACAGUCUAGCGCAGCACCACUAGGCGACGACAUGGCCGUAUGUGCAUCCCGAUGCCUUACACAAGCCUCAAACGCGGUGCAGCUAGUCAUGUUAAUCGAACAGCUCGUCGAUCUGUACGCAGGACUCGUCGAGCAGCUUUCUGCGGCGCGAUAUGCGGUUGACGGCGUGCAAAGGGCUCCCACGACAAAUGCUGAGAUGGCCAUGGCAAUGCCGGUGCGUGUUGGCGAGUACAUGGUCGAGAGUGCGGCGGAGAGGGAGGCUAUGAUUACGUUGCUUGUGGGCAGGAGGAUGAAGGCUCUGACCGGGUUUGCGGUGACGUGCCGAGAGCGGUUGGGAAGUGCAUCCGGGGCAGGCGAGUGCCGUGGAAGGCUGAAUGGUGCAGUGCAGAGGUUAGAGAUGCUGAGAGACGGACAGAAUAGGAGGUGCUGA